AUGGCUCCUCCAAGUACUAUCGAGACCCACACAAACACUAUCAGUAUGCAAGCACCACAGUCAUCUCAAGCGGCCGGUGCCGAAAAGGCCAAAGUCAAGAUGCAAAUCCCCAAAAUGCCUGUGUUUGAGGAUAAGAUGAAGGAGCGAGAGUAUCUAAAAGGCCGUCUCGCAGCAGCAUUCAGAAUCUUCGGCGACAAAGGAUACGACGAGGGCGUCGCUGGACACAUCACCGUGCGCGAUCCGGUGGAUCCGGAAACCUUCUGGGUGAAUCCCUUCGGCACGGCAUUCAAGCUGAUGAAGGCAUCAGACUUAAUCCAGGUCGACCACGCCGGCAACGUCAUUGCGGGCGGAGAGAAUCGCAUUCUGAAUGCCGCUGCAUUUAUGAUCCAUUCCGCUAUUCAUGCAGCCCGGCCCGAAGUGAACUGUGCGGCACACAGUCAUAGUCUCCACGGACGGGCGUUUUGCUCGCUGGGCCGACCGCUCGAUAUCAUCUCGCAAGAUGCCUGUGCUUUCCACAAUGACCUCGCUCUCUAUUCAUCAUUCAAAGGAGUCGUGCUAGCCGAGGAAGAAGGCCAGAACAUUGCCAAAGCUCUAGGUAACAAAAAGGCAGCGCUCCUGCAAAACCACGGCCUUUUGACUGUCGGAAACACCAUCGAAGAAACAGUGUUCUGGUUCGUCAGUCUGGAAAAAUGCUGCUACGCUCAACUCCUAGCGGAUGCAGCUGCUACCGGACGAGGUGGCCAAACGGUAAAAAUUGAAGAAGCUGAUGCUGCAUUCACUUACAAAACAGUGGGAAUUCCGAUGGCCGGAUGGUUUAGUGCAAAACCCCUGUUUGAUGUGAUCCACGCCGAGACUAAGGGGGAAUACUUGGAAUGA
Molecule: messenger RNA, 876 nt
Organism: Penicillium griseofulvum
Lineage: Eukaryota; Fungi; Ascomycota; Eurotiomycetes; Eurotiales; Aspergillaceae
Product: class II aldolase/adducin family protein
Exons: 3
Coding region: 1-876 (291 amino acids)
Cellular component (GO): cytoskeleton
Molecular function (GO): actin filament binding
Source: RefSeq, a predicted model, not a curated record